AAGACAUUUUAUUUAAAUUAAUUGUUACAAUAUUAUAUAUUGUUUUAAAAACUCUGUACCUUAUUCGGCAAAUUUUUUUCUGGGAGAAAACCAGAAAGGGCCUUUAAGUCGGUUCAAAGAUGGCAAGUUUGGAAUCAUCAGAUUUUGAUGAACAUAAAGUUGAGAACCUAGUUUUCGGAGGAGGUGGAGCAAAGGGCGUUGCCUAUAUAGGAGUUAUUGAGGUUCUGGAGCAGGUUCACAUUUUGCCAAAAGUUAAAAGGUUUGCUGGAACGAGUUUUGGAUCCAUUGUUGCUUCACUACUCGCCUUGAAAUGUCCAGUAUCAAAUAUCAAAAAAUACAUGAGAAUCAAUUUCGACUAUUUACUAAAAGAUUGCUGUUGUGGACUAUGUAGCUGCAAUCAAGGUUGUUGUUGCUCCUGUCCUUGUUGCUGCACAUGCUGGCUUGGUUGUAUGAAUCGCAUCAGCUCCUGUUUUCUGACAACCUGUGGUAUCUGCAAUCUUCUCUGCAGAGUUUGCUCUUGCAGGAGUUUGUCAUUUGGAAUGUACACUGGGACAAAAUUCAAAACUUGGCUCGGAAACAGAUUUAAGGAACUUGGUUUUUCAAGCAAAGUCACCUUUAAGGAGUUGUACGAAGAGAAUGGUAAUGAACUGUGCAUAGUUGUGACCAACAUCAGCACACAGAUAGAGGAAUACUGUCACAUGAAGACAACACCAGAUAUGGAGAUCAGACAAGCUGUCAGAAUGUCUAUGUCCAUUCCAGUGGUUUUUGAAGACGUGCGAGUGAUAAACGCCAGUUCUGGUAGAGAAGCGGUAUAUGUUGAUGGUGGAUUGUUGUGUAAUUAUCCAGUAUUCUGCUUUGAUGGGUGGUGGCUUUCAAUGAAACCAGAACACUCUUUCUUCAGGAUGUUAACAGAUGUAGAAUCGAUGCCAGAAAUAUACGAUGGAAGAUUUAAACCAGAAAAACACGAGGAUUUGAUUAAAACACUUGGAUUCGUAUUGUUUGGUGACAAGGAAAGUGAACUAUAUCGAAGACAAUUCAUUGGAAAAUCAGGUAUAAACAAAAUUCAAACUACCAUAACAGAGCAGCCAAGUGGCGUGGGCAACCAAGAAAAAAAUACUGUUGAUGGAAUUUUUAAAGAGAUCGAUACCAAGUUGAAAAGAAAAUUUGUGUCCUUGAACAAAGCCGAAAAAGACACAAGUGAGAACCAGUUGAUGGAGUUUUUGAAGGUAAAUCUUUAUAAUGGAUGUCAACGAAUAUUCGAGAAGUCGACUAUUGUUAACACCUAG
Messenger RNA from Saccostrea cuccullata (small rock oyster), 1286 nucleotides. RefSeq lists its product as uncharacterized. Gene Ontology annotation, biological process: lipid metabolic process. The coding region runs from base 120 to 1286 and encodes 388 amino acids. The record is from RefSeq and is a predicted model, not a curated record. NCBI's taxonomy places the organism in Eukaryota, Metazoa, Mollusca, Bivalvia, Ostreida, Ostreidae. The transcript has 10 exons.